AUGGAGUUGUCUGUUCCUUCAUCGCGCCCUGUGAAAACCCUAGAUUCUCGCGCCCUUGAAGCCGAAGUUGCGGAAACCCUAGAGCAGCGACAAGUUGAAUCGACUUCUGGUUUGACGAUGAAGGAGAAGGAGCUAAUCUUGAUUGAUCUUCAGCCGUCUCCUGAAAGGAGUGAAUUGGUGCCUCAAUCAAUGAUCAACCCAAAUCCUCCGCAAACAGGAAAUAUGUCUUUGGCGCUGCAAGGUUUGGAUGAAGGCGAUAAUGAAUUGCCUCUGGAGAAAGACAAAAGUGCAAUCGCAACUACUGUUUCCUCUGAAAUACUCCCUGCUACGGUGACCAAAAAUUGUUUUGCAGCGCUGGAAAUGAUAGAAGAGGUGGUGAACGAAGUUGUUAGUGUGGAUGAGGAAGAGUACGUUGAAGAUGUGUAUGCCAAAAACCCUCCUACUCAGCAUGAACUUCAGAAUGAUACUGAGCUAGAUGGUGCCUCCCAAGAGGUACUGAUGCUUGAGAACUUGAGUCCCUUGGAAUCUGGAAAAUGUUCGGACGAUGGUGACAUAGGCAAAGUCUCUAAACCUGUGGAAAUGGAAGAUGUUAACAGGGCGUCUGGUCAGAUGGUGAUGCCGACAACGUUCAUGUAG
Messenger RNA from Oldenlandia corymbosa var. corymbosa, 636 nucleotides. NCBI's taxonomy places the organism in Eukaryota, Viridiplantae, Streptophyta, Magnoliopsida, Gentianales, Rubiaceae. The record is from the annotation of a GenBank genome assembly.